Molecule: messenger RNA, 925 nt
Organism: Amoebophrya sp. A25
Lineage: Eukaryota; Dinophyceae; Syndiniales; Amoebophryaceae
Source: the annotation of a GenBank genome assembly
GGAAAGGGCAAUUGAUGCAGAUAUCCUCGGUAUUGGUGGAGCCAGAGCUUCCAUCCUCGUCAAGAUUAGCGUCUUCUUCAGAUACCGCUCAAGAGCAUAGUCUACUGGGUGGCGAUCUUGAGAGCGCUACGAAGCCAAUCCCGCUUGCAGAUCAAAUCUUGGCUGGUCGCUUGCGCAGAUACCAUCUGUUGUUGGAUCAGUACAACAGAGAGGAGAAAAAAUUUCAGUACUCAACAGAAUGUAGUUGUCGUGACCUGCCGGAAACGAUUUCCUUCUUUUUCAACAUCUUCGAUUCCUUCUUUCCAAAGGAUAGGGCAUUAGAGCUACGCAACAGCGGAGAUGGAGAAUCAUUCUCCAGUAGCUCAAGUACAUCAGCAGUGUCCGCUUUUUUCGACUGUUCAGAGACGGUGUCCCGCGAAAUCAAAUCAGCUGUUGCGACGGAGCUUCCUUCGGCAACAACUUGUUUCCCAUUCACACUGCUGCAAGCCACUGCCUGUGCGCUGGCAACAGAUGAUCAUGUAGUUGUAGAUAAAGAAGAUCCAACCAAGAUAUUGACCUCCAAGAACGAUUUUCUCGAUCUGCAGAAGCUACUUGUUCGAAGUCAUGACUGUUUUGACUCCACACCCUUCACCGGAGCACAUGGAGUAGGGGCCGAAGCUGUCCGCACUACUUUAACUUAAGGGUUUGUUACGAAACCACAUUGUUGUAGUACGUUAACUACAUUUUUCUUUUAUUGCAGAAAGCAGAUGUAAGUACUCUAACUCUUCAAUAUCAAUGAUCCAAAAGGAAAUAUAUGGGACUCUUCACAUGAUGAUACUAUGUAUUACUAUCAAGGCAUAGAUAUUGGGUCAAGCUCUUAAUGUUUCUCUAACAUUAUGCACAUAUGAAGACUCCUGUGGUGUCAAAGUGGGAUCCUCAAAUACCC